AGCGCUUUUUGUGGGUAAUAGUAAGAGAUAAACAAGUUACAUUUGUAUUAUUGACUUUUGUUAAUGGAUUUUAAUAUAUUUUAUMCGUAUAUUUAAAUAUUAAAUCCAUACUGCAGUUGUUGUGCACGAUUUCCUUUAUAUUUUAUUUCGUAUUUGCUAAAACCAAUAACACAAUGAGCGAGUCAGAGCAAAGCAACAAGGUCAACGAAUUUGCUGGCAUAACUAAUGUAGAUCCAGAAAGAGCGAAAUUUUAUUUAGAAUCGGCCGCCUGGAGAAUGGAUGCUGCAUUGGCUAGCUUUUAUGACGAAGGUGCUGAUGAUGAACCUCCUAACGAAAAUGCUGGACAAUCCUCAUCGAGGCCAUCAGUUGCAUCAAAUAGAGAUGUACCAAUGGCAAGCAAAUCGAGUUAUAAACCAUUAGCAAAACCGAAAAAAUGGCAACCACAAUCGAGAAUAAUGACAUUCAGUAGUUUGAAGAAUGCUGAAGUUGAAGAUAAAGACAGUGAUGAAGAUGAAGGUCAAAGGUUCUAUGCUGGGGGAUCAAUCACAAGCGGUCAACAAGUAAUUGGACCUCCGCGCAACAAUGCUGAUGUUAUCACUGAUAUGUUUCAAACAGCACAGAAGUAUGCUAGUACUUCGGCACCAAGUGGUAGUAGUAGUUCCACACAUGACAGUGGUCCAUCAAAUUUCUUUGGUACUGGUUAUAAAUUAGGCCAAACUGAAAAUGACACUGAAGUCAUUCCAUCUCAUAAUGCUACUACUAAACGUUCAUCCAAUCAAGAAGAAGUUGUUUUAAAGGUAUGGAAAGAAGGAUUCACUAUCAAUGAUGGUGAAUUGCACAGCAUUGAUCGACCAGAAAAUAGAGAAUUUCUACUUAUGGUAGCUAGAGGAGAAGAGAUUCCUCCAUUACUUUUGAAAGAGGCUAAUGUGUCUAGUGAAGAUGAACUUCAUGUUAGCGUCGAAGAUCAYAGAUAUGAAGAAUAUAUUCCAUCAAAACCAAAGAAAAAAAUUUUUGGAGGAUCUGGAAAUUUGUUGGGAAGCCCUGCACCAGAUGUUGUUGGUAAUGAAGUCUCAAAAGAAAUUACUUCUGACAGUGGUGUUGCCAAUGAAGCUGUUGCUCGUGCUGAAGUUCCUUUAAUACCAGAUGCUCCAACCACUUCAUUACAGAUCAGAUUAGUAGAUGGUACAAGAAUUGUUGCCACAUUUAACCAUAGUCAUACUAUUGGAGAUAUUCGCCGUUACAUUGUAGCUGCUAGAUCUAGUUUUGGUUCUAGACCAUUUAAAUUGCARUCAUCAUACCCUCCAAAAACAUUAGAUAAUGAUGAUCAAACAUUGUCAGAAGCUGGAUUAUUGAACGCUGUGAUCUUCCAACGUUUUGGUUAAUAUUAAAGUAUUUUAGUUUACUUGUUUUUUUUUUUUUUUUUUGUUUUAUUAAUUUAAAUAUUUACAUUUUAUG
Messenger RNA from Diuraphis noxia (Russian wheat aphid), 1455 nucleotides. RefSeq names its product NSFL1 cofactor p47 (gene p47). Gene Ontology annotation, molecular function: ubiquitin binding. Gene Ontology annotation, biological process: nuclear membrane reassembly; autophagosome assembly; Golgi organization. The record is from RefSeq and is a predicted model, not a curated record. NCBI's taxonomy places the organism in Eukaryota, Metazoa, Arthropoda, Insecta, Hemiptera, Aphididae. Gene Ontology annotation, cellular component: cytosol; nucleus.